ACAACAAUAUUUGUCACGUGAUCAAGGUCAUUAGAAAGGUGAGAGUUUUGAUUUUGACGUCUCUGCAGUGAAAAAGCCGGCAGUCCUAAAAUGGGUUGUUUAUUUUCUCGAGAACAACGCCAGGAAACACAAACAAAUGCAACCGAAGAAGAACCGAAGAAGUAUUCAUGGGAUAAAAGAGAAAAAUUAGACCCAAAAGAUUAUACAAUAGAAAAGCUGUCAGGAGAAACUGUUGGCAGAAUACCAGGAACAGUUAAAGGCCAGCAGUUUAUUAUCAGGGAUAAUGAGAACUGUAAUAUUUACAUUUUUGACCAUUCUGCCACAAUACAAGUUGAUGACUGUAAAAACUGCAAAAUCUUCAUGGGACCAGUGAAGACUAGUGUUUUCGUCAGAGAUUGUGAAAACUGUCAGAUUGCAGUGUCCUGCCAGCAGUUUAGGACCAGAGACUGCAGAAAAUUGGAUGUGUUCCUGCACUGUAUCACACAGCCCAUCAUAGAGGCCAGCACUGGGGUGAAAAUGGCAUGUUUCCAAUAUUCAUACCCGGAACUUGAAGAACAGUUAAAAAGUGCAGGGCUGAGUAUAUAUAACAACAGCUGGAGCACAGUUCAUGAUUUCACACCAGUGCCAGGAGAGAAUAAUUUCUCAUUGUUGCCAGAGGAUGUGAAAAUUGAAGAGUUUUUACCCAUACCCACAACAGAACAAUUUUCGUGUAUGAAAAUUGAUACAAACCCAGGAAAUAGUGUUGUCCCUGUAACUCAUGGAAGUAGACGCAAGCCAGCAACUGAGUCUUGCUUGGCUGUGUUCUUUAAUGAUGGGAAUUCAGUCAACAGAGUAAAACAGUUCAUAAGUGAAAUGAGAACAAAGCAGCCAGGGUGUGUCCUUAUUCAGACCAAGGAGGUCAAUAUGCAGGCAGCAGAGGCAGUGCGAGUAUUUGGUUCAGAGGCAUAUAAUACAGUAGUGCAGCAAGGACCUGUGAUAGGAUUGGAAUACAAUGGGGAGGAUUGUGUGAAACACUGUAAAGAAAUAGUGGCUAGUAUCUCCCAAGGUUCUUCAGAAAUGGUAUUUGUCACUCAAAGUCCAGAAUUAGCAGCGGAGCAGGUGGAAAAUUUCUACAACUACGCUGAUAUGCAGAUGGCUGUGUGAUAAUUAUAUGUUGUAAACUACUUUGUAAAUCAUGCAAUGUGAAAUGAGUUUCUUGGUCUGUUAGCAUUUUUUUGCAACAUCAAGUUGAGCAUCUUAUGUGGACAUCAAUACCAAGACAAAUAGAAGAGCAUGUUAACUGUUUUUACAGUAUACUGGCAUUGAAUCAACAAGAGUCCAGUUUCAGGAACGUAUAGAUGUUCAUCAUUUGCUUAAAUUGGUGUUUGUUUCCAACAAAAAUUUGGCUAACAAAAACCCAUUGCAUGCUUAGUGCUUCAUAUUUGUGCAGAUCAUGUCAACAGGUAGGAGAAGAACCCUGCUUCAAACCUCGGACUUACACCAUUGUCUGUAUUUCACUCGUACAUCAUGUUCCAGUAACAUAUGCACAUUCUGCUGUGGUCUGAAUUUCAUGCUCCUACAUAGAGGUGUGAAAAGUAUUGAAAUGGCCUUGUCUACGCUGUGUAGAUAUUCUUCUAGCUAAUAAAGUAAAGCUUUAGUAGAUCGUGUUUGGAUGCAUGCUUCAACCUUUUGUUUCAUGUUAUGCACCGUCUUCCAGUAGAUAUCACAUUCACAUUAAUGGGAUUGUGAGUGCUUUGGCUGGCAGGCAGUUGAUAAAUGAAAUUGUUGGGUCCAGUAAAGGUUUAAAGUCUGUCUGACAAGACUAAGUAGUGGUUUGAAAUUUAAAAAAGAUUGUCUUCAUAAGACUCUGAAGCUAUUACUGUGACUUAUAGUUGGAAGCAAGCUAAGUCAUUAUGAAAUGGAGCCCAGGGCCCAGUUUCACUGAAGAAUGUCUUGAUAUAUAAAAUUUGUUCUCCAUCAAUUUUUGGACUGUAUCAGGAUACAUCCUGCAAUAGACAAAAUUAAGUAACUGUUUUUCCUAAACAUUUGCUUAAUAUUUGUUACUUUGUUUGUCUCAUGUCCUCACUUAAUUGGACUGCUACUGAUUUGACUUUGAUCAAGGAAGACUAUAUUUAUACUUGUAAAAGUUUAAAAGAAACUUUCAUGUUUGUUCUUUUGUAAAACUGAACCCAGAUCCAGGGUGAAUGGCUAUCACCGUCCUGCUAGUUCUUUUCUAGAUUAUUGCUUAUAUAUGCCUCUGGUUCAGAAUGCAAAUGUAUAUAAAAAAGCAUAUUGUUUUGUAUCGUGGUGGAUCUUUAACUAUGGAUGUUGGUGCUGAUGUGACACAAGUACUGGGUAAUUUUGUAGUGGUGCCACAAGACAUUCCACCAAAUAAUAUUAAUAAUGAUUAAGAGACAGAAAAUUCAUAAAGCUAUUUAUAUCUUUUUACAGGUUUGUAGUCUAUUAAGUUUUGUACCUGUAAUGGUUUUAUAAUUAUUUUAUAUUGUUUUAAGCAUGUUUUAGCUUGAUGUGCAUGCAAAAUAUCUAAACAGAUUUCCUAUGGUUAUCUACAUUUUUAAAUCUGUGAUAAUAUUUUCAUUUGGGUUUUGUAUUUUCACUGAUAAGAAGUAUGUCCAAUGAUAAAAUAACUAAAUUUGUAACCAUGAUAAGGUAGUUCUACAUCGCUUUUCAUUCUCAGUUCUGUACUUUCCUAAGAUCUGAACAUUCCUCAGGAUGUGUUAGACAUGAAAAGAAUAUUUUGAGAAAUGAUUAAGCUUUGCCCAAUGUAGCUUCUGUUGUAUUAUUUGUUGUCUAAUUAACUGGUAAAUGUGCAUUAUUAUUAUUA
Molecule: messenger RNA, 2824 nt
Organism: Lingula anatina
Lineage: Eukaryota; Metazoa; Brachiopoda; Lingulata; Lingulida; Lingulidae
Product: protein XRP2
Biological process (GO): post-Golgi vesicle-mediated transport
Cellular component (GO): periciliary membrane compartment; cilium
Molecular function (GO): GTPase activator activity
Source: RefSeq, a predicted model, not a curated record